Molecule: messenger RNA, 4395 nt
Organism: Coturnix japonica (Japanese quail)
Lineage: Eukaryota; Metazoa; Chordata; Aves; Galliformes; Phasianidae
Source: RefSeq, a predicted model, not a curated record
ACAGGCUGGCCUUGGGAGCCUCACCCUUUCACAGCUGCAGGGUAUAAAUUCUGAUGCUCUGCUUCAUUGGCACCUCUUGUGCAAGAUGGGUACCAACAGGAUCCUGCUUUUCCUCUUAAGCGCAGCAAUUCUGGAUGCCACCUCAGGUGCCUCUCUGAGCUUGGUGAAUGGCCGGAACCGCUGUGAGGGGCGCGUAGAGGUCUACUACAAUGGGAAUUGGGGCACAGUCUGUGAUGAUGGCUGGGACCUCAAGGACGCCGAUGUUGUGUGCAGGCAGCUGGAAUGUGGCUUUGCAAUUUCAGCACCAGGAAAUGCCAAUUUUGGACCAGGCUCCGGCACAAUUUACCUGGAUGAUGUUCAUUGCACGGGGAGUGAGUCAUCCCUGUUUCAGUGCAGGAGCAAUGGCUGGGGCGUGCACAACUGUAACCACUAUGAGGAUGCCAGUGUUGUCUGCUCAGAAGCACCAUCUGGAUACCCAACUUCCUACCCAUGGAGAACUACGCCUCCCACAUACACAACCACAGAAAACUCAGUUCCAUCCAGUCCUUCAGAUGUUAGUACCUCAACUCCUGUUCCUACUCCACCAUCCAGCACACCUGCUCAAAAAUUUUUUUGUGGCAGCUUCCUUUCAAAUUCGUCUGGAUCAAUUCGGAGUCCUUUUUACCCUUCAAAUUAUCCAGAUAAUGCAGAUUGCUUGUGGGAAAUACAAGUAACGAACAAUUACCGCAUUAUGCUCACAUUUGGAAGCAUUCAGCUGCAAGGUGUAUGCCGAUAUGACUACAUUGAGAUCUACGAUGGUCCACCAAGUACUUCUCCUCUGCUUGGAAGAAUCUGUUCUGGUUAUAAUAUCAUGUACACAUCCUCCUCAAAUAUGUUGACAGUGAGAUUUCACAGUGACUCUAGAUAUUCAAACAGAGGGUUUUAUGCUGAGUAUCGCUCCUUUCCUGCAGAUCAGGACACUGCCCUCUUUUGCUUCCCAACUCACAUGCGCGCAGUUGUAGAGAGAAGCUAUCUCCAGUCACAGGGUUACUUUGCGUGGAAUGCUAGUUUGUCCGACUCUUCUUGUAGACCAAAAAUUACAUCGACCCAGGUUAUAUUCAACAUCCCAUACAACAGCUGCGGUACCCGUAGAGAGAGCAGCAACGAGACUUUGGACUAUUCCAACGUGAUAAGAAUAUUUCCUUCUGAUUCCAUCAUCAAGAGGAAAAAGGACCUUUACUUGCAUGUGAACUGCAAAAUGCUCCAGAAGACCUGGGUGCAAGCAAUGUACAUUGCUGAUGGCUCUGCUGUUACUGACAUUGAUGAAACCCAAUAUGGCAGAUACAAAGUGGACUUGGAAUUCUACAAUUCCUCCUCUUUCCUUCUGCCAGUGACUGACUUUCCUUACCAUGUUGACCUGAAUCAGAAUUUGUUCCUUCAAGCAUCUCUUCGCAGCAAUGACUCAAAUCUGGUGCUGUUUGUGGAUACGUGUGUGGCAUCACCUAGUCCUAACAGUUUUACAGCAGUGACCUAUGACCUGAUCAGAAGUGGGUGUGUUAAAGACCCCACCUACUCUUCUUACUAUUCACCAUAUCCAAGUGUCACGCGGUUUGCGUUUAAUGCUUUCUCCUUUGUUAAGCGCUACCCAUCAGUCUACCUGCAGUGUGAGCUGGUGGUGUGCAGAUAUGGUGACUAUUCUUCCCGCUGCUACCAAGGCUGUGUGAACAGGUUCAAGAGGAAUGCAGGAUCUUCACAGGGAAAAGUGAGUGUUGUCAUUGGACCUGUUCAGCUUCAGGAGGCUCCCGUUGUGAAGAGGGAUGCUGAGCUGGCCUCUGACAUCCAGGUGAGAGGGGAGCUCAAGAGCACCGAGCCUGCUGCCAGCUCCCACAUUCCUCUGGCUGUGACCAUUGCUGUGCUGGCAGCUGCCGUCCUCACAGUGGGAGGACUUCUUCUGAAGCGCAAACUGCAAGAACCCAUCCCCUACCAGAUAAUGUGAGAGGUGACCAAGAGUCCACAGGUGGAGGGUGCAAUUGGGAUGUUUCAGAGCAUUUCAACUGAACUCCUUCUUUGAUGUUGUGUCUCAGGAGACUGAUUUUGGUGGCUUGGGAGAGAAGAACUGAUUUCUUUUGCCACUGCUUACAUGCAGAUAGAACGUUUGUGUGGUGUUCUACUGAUAUUAAGUACUCUAGAGAGUAGCCCAAGAAAAAUAUUUCUUUUAGAGGAAAGUAUCUCGAUAAUCAGCCAUAAAAUAAACUACACAGAUAUUGCACAUAAGGAAUUGUUCCUGCACAGGGUUACUUUACUAUGGGGACACGGUUCUUCACAUUUAUGUUUCUCUGAGAAAAUGUAGGUUAUUUAUAAAUAUUUGCACAGAAGAUAAAUACAAUCAAGCCUAUUAUGUGUGUAAUUAAAAAACACAGGGGAGGAAGCAUUUGUAAUGUAAUAAGUAAUAUUUGCAAUAUUACUUAUCUUUUUCUGUAUUUGCAAAUACACUGCUUAUGUGUCUGAGCUCACUUGAUUGAAGGAUGUGGUUUCUGAGAAAGUGACUUUGCCAAGGAGUGGUCUGUACUUUUGUUAUUACGCAUUUCCGAACCUGUAGUGGCAAGGGAAAUGUACACAAGUUGCCAUAAGGAAGUGUGAUCAGCCUCAUAUCCCCGUGUGAAAACAAAAUAGUAACAAUAUUAAUAAAGGAAGAACUUGUUGGUAAGAACUCCCUUACUACAGGUGAAGCAUCAUUGGUAUUUGCCUUAGAAAUGCUCCUCUUUUAGCCUUUCUUGUUUUCUAGCAAGCAGUGACAGAGGAAAGCUUGCUAGGAACAGCAUGAAGUACUACCUGUGAGGUGAGCCAGAAGAGUCUAAGAGACUUACACUUGAGACUUCAUUUUGUCCUGGUGAUGAGGAUAAGAGUAGAGAGAAAUAGUCAUUACAACCUGUAGUAUUUCUUCCUGGCUUUUCUAGGUGACCCCAGACAUCUUCUCACAUCCCCUUGCUGUGGAGAAGGGACCUAACAAGGAUGGACUGCCAGUGCCGUAGGGAAUUUUGUUACCCACACGAGGAACAAGGACUGAGGGUCCUCCCCUUUUCUACCUACCGCCCUACAACCAUAUUUGAAGGGUAGAGCAGUCAAGGAAAAGGGCCAUCCUCUCUGCCCUUCACAGACCUACUACUUUCUCUUCUGCACCAGCUCCUGUUGUUGCACUGCUGUUGUGCUACCCCAUAGCUUUUCAUAGUUUGAUGGCACUUCUUCUGCAUCUCACGUUCCUGAGAGUAUCUUUGUGAUCAGACUAGGAGAAAUAUCCUAGGCCCAGGAUGUUGAUGCCUCCAAUCAGCAACAUGCUUGUGCUUUUCAGAUUGUUUUCCCGUGCUACACCUGCACCAGGGGUUCUAGUUGAAGAGAUAGAUAGAUAGAUAGAUAGAUAGAUAGAUAGAUAGAUAGAUAGAUGAUAGAUAGAUCAAGGUUGUACCAGAAUACAGUAUAGAUGUACCAAGUGCAGUGCUUUCCAUAUUAAGUGCUGUUGUGAAAAACAGUAGUAAACUGCUCAACUGUUUGAUGUCCCAAAAACCAUUGUCCCUAUCUCCCCACAGUUUCCUUGAUCCACACACAUUGUAGGAAUGUGGAGUUCAAGAACUCUAUAGGCUUGAUGAGGAAGAAAAAAUCAUUUUCUGAAGUAAAUGCUCUCAGUGAAUGGCCCUUCUAUUAAGUACCUUCCCUCCCAUCUCCUGUCCCACCACAUGCAGGAGCUCUUCUAUUGGUACAGCCAAGGGACAUGACUUUCAGCUUUUCCCAUCCACUUGUUCCCUCACUGUAAAACAAACACAAAUCGAUUUGUAUUGACAUGCUUUGUAUCACACAGGCAACGGAGCCCGAGAGGCCAUCAAGGAACCUGAUAAAUUUGACUAAACUGCCUUAUUGGAUCAUUAUGCAGGUGUUCAGACUAUUGUCCCUUUGUGAAGAAAUCUGUGGGCACCCUCAUUCCAGCGUAGAUGCUUGGGAUAGUUGUGGAUGAAAGCUGAUUGAUCUCCUGUGUCGUUUCAGUUGUUUUCAUCUGAACAUCACAAAAUCCGGAAUGUCUACAGAAACCUCCUAACAACAGGCAGCAGAACAUAAAGUGUUUUCAAAGCCCUUUCACAGAGUAAUAUGCUGAGAAACACUUCAGCUGCUGGAAGUCGUUCUAGAGAGAAAAAAUGCAUUAUUGCAAGAGACCAUCUACCCAAUGGGAAGGAUGGAAACAUCCUCUUUAUGCUAUUUGACUGAAUUAAUUCCACUUGAUCUGAACAUAGUAGUUACCUAUUUCUACUGUGCAGAUUGUCCGAUGAUUAAGAGCUCUAGAAGUGCAUAGAGCUUUGACAUUUGUCACAAAGAAUUAAUUAAUGAAGAAUGAAGUGAGAAAAUAAAUAAGUAUUGUUUGUUUACCUG